UUUAUGCUCUGUAUUGGGAAGGCAGAUAAAAUGCCAGGUCUGGACUGCCUCUGAGGAUAACCUCACCCUGUGUGAUGUGAAUGAAUAGCAUCUUGCCUGGUAAAGCCACAGGAAUUGAUAAGAGAAGUGCAAUUCUUCCAGACAGGCCUUUUCUCUUUUAGCUCUGGCUGUGGUUUCUGCAGCAAUUUUGUUUUUGCCUUAAAAGAAGUGCUCUGGAUUAUCAGACCUCCAUGUAUGACAAUUUGUACCUGCAUGGAAUUGAAGACUCGGAGGCUGAAGAAUAAUGUGAUGUGUUACCCAAGAUGGUGUGAACAGAGCUUCAAGCCAAUGGAGAAGACUAGGCCUAAAUAGCUGACCUGGUGAAGUGACAAAUAAAGCCACACCCGGAGUGCCACAUCCUCAGCAGCCUUUCUCAGUGCCAAUGCAUUUAUGGCUGGUUCAGCAGAUUCCUACACAAGCAGGCCAUCUGACUCUGAUGUCUCUUUGGAAGAGGACCGGGAAGCAAUUCGGCAGGAGAGAGAGCAGCAAGCAGCUAUCCAGCUUGAGAGAGCAAAGUCCAAACCCGUAGCAUUUGCUGUGAAGACGAACGUGAGCUACUGUGGCGCCCUAGAUGAAGACGUGCCCGUUCCAAGCACGGCCAUCUCCUUUGAUGCCAAGGACUUUCUGCACAUCAAAGAGAAAUACAACAAUGACUGGUGGAUAGGAAGGCUUGUGAAAGAGGGCUGUGAGAUUGGUUUCAUCCCAAGUCCACUCAGAUUGGAGAAUAUAAGGAUUCAGCAGGAACAGAAAAGAGGACGUUUUCAUGGAGGGAAAUCGAGUGGAAAUUCUUCUUCAAGUCUUGGAGAAAUGGUAUCAGGGACAUUUCGAGCAACCCCCACAUCAGCAGCAAAACAGAAGCAAAAAGUGACGGAGCACAUUCCUCCUUAUGAUGUUGUGCCAUCAAUGCGUCCAGUGGUAUUAGUGGGCCCGUCACUCAAAGGUUAUGAGGUAACAGACAUGAUGCAGAAAGCCCUCUUUGAUUUCCUGAAGCACAGGUUUGAUGGGAGGAUAUCAAUAACGAGAGUGACAGCUGACAUUUCUCUUGCUAAGAGGUCUGUCCUAAAUAAUCCCAGCAAGAGAGCAAUAAUUGAACGUUCGAACACCCGGUCCAGCUUAGCGGAAGUACAAAGUGAAAUUGAAAGAAUCUUUGAGUUGGCAAGAUCUUUGCAACUAGUUGUUCUUGAUGCAGACACCAUCAAUCACCCAGCACAACUUAUAAAAACUUCCUUAGCACCAAUUAUUGUUCAUGUAAAAGUCUCAUCUCCAAAGGUUUUACAGCGGUUGAUUAAAUCUAGAGGAAAGUCCCAAAGUAAACACUUGAAUGUACAAUUGGUGGCAGCUGAUAAACUCGCACAAUGCCCUCCUGAAAUGUUUGAUGUUAUACUGGACGAGAAUCAGCUCGAGGAUGCGUGUGAACAUCUGGGAGAGUACCUUGAGGCAUACUGGCGUGCCACGCACACCACCAGCAGCACCCCCAUGACCCCGCUGCUAGGGAGGAACUUGGGCUCCACUGCACUCUCACCAUAUCCCACUGCAAUUUCUGGGUUACAGAGUCAGCGAAUGAGGCACAGCAACCACUCCACAGAGAACUCUCCAAUUGAAAGACGAAGUCUCAUGACCUCUGAUGAGAAUUACCACAAUGAGAGGGCUCGGAAGAGUAGGAACCGCUUGUCCUCAAGUUCCCAGCAUAGCCGAGAUCAUUACCCUCUUGUGGAAGAAGAUUACCCUGACUCAUACCAGGACACUUACAAACCCCACAGGAACAGAGGCUCGCCUGGGGGAUGCAGCCAUGACUCCCGACACAGGCUUUGAGGCUGCCAAAACAAAAAACAAAAAAUAUUCAUCUGUUGGCUGUUUGCCAUAGCACUGCUAGGAUAAACCAGUCCUUUUAACUUGGCAGAAGCACAGCACAGUAUUUACUGUGUUUAUGGGCUGCUGUCAUUUGAUGCUAAGUAGGGCAAAAAAAAAAAAAAAAGAAGUACAUUAUGCCCUUGAAUCUAGAUGGAUAUUAGAUGCCCAAUCAUAGAGAUAUUUUUAAGUGCAACAUUUACAUGAUAACAGUACCUUUUGUUUUCUUCAUAGAUCUAGACACAUCAAUUUGUAAUCUAGGGUACUUAUCAAGGCACAUAUAAAAUAAUUUCCCAUGCUGGAAAUUCCAAAUGACCAGUUCCAGUUGGAACCAAUUUAUAAACCAAUUCCUGUUGGAAUUUGGGUGAAUUGACUAGAAAGUCUACUUGAGCAUGUUGGAAUCCAUUGAAAAAUUGGAAAACAACACAAUUAAUAAGAAAAUUAAAAUACAACUAGAAGCCAAAACCAGGUAUGGUAUUUAUUUGCUGGAAGCUAAAUUUACACUUAAAGUUAGAUGUAUAAACAUUUUAAUAUAUGUAAGUGUUGCCAGAAUGGCUUUUCAAACUUACCAAAUGUAUUGAUAGUGCCAAAAAAAAAUCUCAGAUUUUAAUGUAGAAAUUAUAUAGUCUCCUCGGAUUUUAAUAUUUUUAUUUCUUUCCUGGCACAGCUGUUGUAUUCAAAAUGUUUUGCUUUCUGUUCAGUCACUACUGUUAGCAUGUUUGAAGUUGUAAAAAAAGAAAAGGAAAGUAGAAAAAAAUUUUCAAAAACUUUCAGUUGUAAGAGAGAAUAGUAAUGAGAAGGCCAAGAAAAGCUGGUUAUAAGAAAUGGAAAAUAAGAUGUGUGUUUCUUCUUUAAUCAAUAUGAGCACAACUGCACACAUCCAGGGAUGUGAAGUCAGAUAGCAAGGAUGUUGUACAGAUCCUCUGAGUGCACAGCUAAACCUCUCUCUUCUAUCCACUAAACACACGGAGUCAGUAUUUCCUGCCAGCACAGCUGAGUAUCUUUCCAUUGCUUCACUCUCUGUCUUUGAAUAUCUGAACAUUUCUAGACUAUCAAUAAUUUUUUUAAAAUUAUGCUAAGAAUUUUUAUUUUCCAUGGACACAUUCAAAUUAGGUGUUAAAAGUUGUUUUUUACAAAAUGACUAACGGGAAAAGUUCAAACAAAUGAUGAAUUUAAAAGCUUGCAGUAAAAAAAAAAAAAAUAAAGUCCUAGAUUCAGAAGAUAUUUGUUCACUAAAAUUACAGCAUUCUUAAUGAAAAAUUAUGAAGAUUUUGGAGAUGGAGCUGACUUAUAUCUCUAUGGACACUGCUCAUCACUUACCAAUAGUUCAGUUUUUCCAAUGACUAUAAUUAUGAAUUGAUGGCCUCUGUCUUAUAUUAUCAGGGACGCCUUAGAUUCACUAUAAUCCAAGAAAUUAUUCAAAUGACCCUUUUAUAAAAUAUAAAAUGUAUUUAUGAAAGAUCUUUGUUUCUAAAAUUCCACAAUGCAUGCAUUUUCUAAAACCCUAGUAGGACCAGGCAUAAAAGUCUUUUUCUGCAUCUCAUGAAGCCAAUUUUUGAAAACGAGAACAAUUAAUUUUCAGGCUGAGGUGUAGCUCAGUUGUAGAGUGCUUUUUAAGCAUAUUUGUAGGCCCUGGGUUCCAUCCCCACCAAAAAACCCUUGAUUAAUUAAUUUCAUACUAUCUUCUUUUUCCCCAAGUUUUUUAAUAUCUAAGUUCUUGAAGAAUGCACUAGUUCAAUUAUUUUCCUGAUCAAGAAAAUAAAUUUCAAUUAUUGAUUACUUAUACAUAUCUUGGACCUUCAUCACAUGCCUCCCCUCAUGUUGACUGUAUGUACCCCCUUAUGAAUCUUUAGCUGAAAAUGAGAAUACCUAUAAUUCUAUAAGUCAUCUCAAACAUUUGAUACAAUUAAACAUGGGCUCAGUAAAUUUUAAAAGUUAAUAUGUGAUACUGGCUUGUGAAGUUCUUUUGUCAUCUAGUGAAGUUUGCAGAACUUUCAGUUAAAACAUUUAAAAGAGCUGUAUCUAUUAGGCUGUUUAAUAAACACAUAACCUGCCAUUCCUGAAUACUUUGAUAGAACAUGAAGAGCUUUUUCCAGCAAACAAAAAUAAACUUAUUACAUGUACAGCACAUAUUUGCAUGAGAAAAAAGCAUUAGCCAAAACAUGUUUCUAUAUGCUUUACUGGUUUCUUGUUUGUGCGCAUUAAAGUAUUUAAUUGCAGAGUGCACCAAGGUGUAUAAAUUUAGACUAGACAGCUGUUCAGCUUUUUCUGUAGUAGCAUUAGCAAUUUGGUCAUUUAACUACUUUAAGAUAUUUACAUUUUAUGGCAGGUAGCUGAAACAGCAUUUACAUUUAUUAAAAAGAUUACCAUUUUCUUAACUUUUAAAAAGCCACUUGGUUUUAAAGGUCUCUCAAAACUUUGUUUCUAGUCUUCCAUGUCAUGAUGAUAAAGAGGGAGCCCCAUUCGGUAUCUGUGCACAAACCAAUCCAUCAUUUAUCAUCAAAUGUCCAUACUUCAUUUUGCUUUGCAUUUUUAUCCAAAGUCUAACAAUCUUAGAAAGGGUAUAAUGUAUAUUUUCUUGAUGGAUAUAUUUAAAAUAUCACUUUAAUUUGGCAUAUUCUUUCACCUUCUGUGAUAAGUUUAUCUUCUCCAAAUAAAUAAGAUAUGCAUCUUCCUUUUUUUAAAGCCUUAGAAUUUAUUGUAUAAAUGAUACUAAAAUCCAGAUAUAUACUAAAUAAAAAGUUUUAUUUUUGUCAAGCACAUCAAGCACCUUUGGAAAAUACAUACUUCACAAAUAUUUUGUUUUUUAUUAAUUUCAUUUAAAAUUAAAAUUGCUAUAAACAAGAAAAAAGAGUCUUAUAAUAUUUUGAGGCUGUUUGAAUUGGUAGUAUAAACCACAUAUUAGAAUUCUAUAAUUUCAUUCAGUAGACUUGUCACGAUGUAAACUUAUAUGACAAUGUGGAAAUGUAGUCCUGGAAAAAAAAAAGAAAUGUAAUUUGUCUGUUCUGAUGUUAAUUCUCAAGGCUAUAAUAUGACUCCAAUAUUAUAAUCAACAAUGUUAUCUUGUUUACUCCAGUAUUUAAAGCAACACUUAGAAAUGUUUAUAAAUGACUGAUGAGUCUCUCUUAUCUUUAUAUAGUUCUAUUGGAAAGAAGAUCAAAAUUAACAAUUUAGACUAAUGGUCAGUCCUAAUAAGAGAGUCUUAAUUUUGUGACUAUACAAGUCAUUGCAUUUUGUCCUUAAUGAAAUGAAUUUUUAAAUGUGAAACAAAUCCUGAGUAAAGUUCCCUUUAAGUAAUUUGCUAUUUACUCAAAUAAUUAUUGUAGUUGUUGUUUGCAAAAUGUAUUUUUGGAAUGUUAACCUCUUUUCAUACCUGCAUACUUGAACUUGUCUUUUGUGUGAGGGCCUUAAAAUUUCUCAUAGAAAGUGGGGCAGUAAAAGGGAGUGAGGGAAGGAAAUCAUGGUAAAAGAUGAUUUACAAAUGUAAAGUCUUUAAAUGAACAUAUCACAAAAUAUUGUUGAGACCCAGGAUGUAAGUGAAGAAUGUUUCUAGGCAACCUUAAUUUGCAUGCUAACAUAUUUCUUAGUUGUACAGUUUCACUUUGGUAUUUGUUAAAAAAACAAACCAACAUAAUAUCACUAUAGAAAUUGCCCUACAUGGAUAUUUAUACUACCUCUUCUCUAGAGAAGACAGUCUGUCUUUAAAGGGAAAAAUAAUUGUCAAGAACUAGUGAUCAAAUUUCUUACUACUACUGCUAACUUUGCUGCAAAACUAAAUGCAUAGCGUGUUGAAAUAGCUUUCCCUUUAGAUUUUAACCUGUUUGCCAAAAUGCACUUGUCACCCUUUCAUUUCUUCUAUGUGAGUCAAGUUUUCUUUGAAUUGGUUCAUAUUUAUCAUGAGGCAUGGUUAAUUUAACAAGUAAGUCGUCAUAGGGAACAAAACAAACUGAAAAGGAGUUUACCUUUUAUAAUGUCUAGCUCGAAGUCUAUAAGAGAAUAGGUCCAGAGACUUGUUUAAUACAGUUGGUUUGCAAAUUCAGAUUUUGUUAAUCCUUAACUUCUGUGGACACCAAGAGCACAGCUGAGACACUUCCUGGUUAAGGAUGUGUGUUAGCUUGGACUCCCAUGUAACUGGAACAAACUUCAUAUCGAUAUUUUUAAUAAAUACUUAUGUAACUGUUAUUCCUUUUAUAUCUCUGCCUUUGUCUUUCAUGACAAUGUUGCAUGUUGUUGUUUUUUUAAUUAUGUAGAACUCAUCUGUGAAUGAAUGAAAACUUUAUAGGAAAUUAUGUGAUGAAUCUGUUUCAUGAGUUCCCUAUAUCUUUUAAUACUGUCAGUACUGUAACCAAGUUACUUAUUUGAGCUGUGUCUAUGCUGCAGAAAACAGUCCUCCUGGGGCAGGGGACAUAGCUCCGUGGCACAGUGCCUGCCUGGCAAGCGCGAGGACCUGAGUUCGAUCCCUGGUACCAAAAAAGAAAAAGAAAGAAAGAAAACAGUCCUCCUUUUUAAAAUUAUGAUCAUGAUCAAAUCAGUCAAUACAGGAGCUAUUAAACAAUAAGAAUGACUUUUUUCUUGUUGAGUUAAGCAAUCAAGGUAGUCAAAACAGUAAAAUUGGUUUAUAUGGACAGAGAGCUUCAGCAUUCAAAAGUUAUUUUUUAAAGGUUUCUUCGUUAAUUAAAUGGGUCCUUCGCCAAUGAAAUACGUCCUCUGUUAGCAACCAUCUCUGUCUAGUUGUGGAUGAUUUAAUCCCAAAUGCUGCAUGUGAUUGAGGUAUAUUAUGAGAAGAUUAGAAAGUAUCUCACCAGAUAAUCUUUAUUAAGGGCUGUAACUUCCACUUGCCAUGAAAAACAUAUAAAUAAGAAUGAAUAGCACUGACUUUUGGGGAAGUCAGUUUCAUGUGAAACUUUUGUUUCUUUUGAUGGAUGAAAAGAAUGCAGAAAGAUGGUAGAAAAUGUUAUGAACGAAUUUAAAGUGGUGUGAGGAAGGCAGUGAUACUUCCUCAUUUGAAAAUUAUAAGGAGUUAAAAAGCAAACUAAAAGAGAACUUUCAGAACUGAAAGUGGCUGGCCUCUAUCUUUUCAAUGUUGGUUAUGUGUCAAACACUUAAAUUUCUCAACAAAUGACUGUGUCUCAUAUGUGUAGGGGCUUCUCUUGCCCUGCUUGCAUGCCACUUUCACACACUUUUAAUUGAAAUCAGUGUGGAUUCUGUAUGCAUAAGAGAUGUAUUAAAGAUGUGAGAUUCUUAAUGCUAUAUUGUUGCAUACUAUUUUUCAUAUGCCUUAUGAUAUUUUUUGGGACGUUAUUAAAAUGAAAGCAUUUUAUUGCCAAAAUAAAUCUAUGUUGUUACUUCUGCAUUAGCAGUAGAAAAAUAAAUAAUGUAGCAAAAAUAUAUAUUGUACAGUACAAAAUUAUAAAAUAUAUAUAUUUUGCCAAUAAUAUGAAUAGAUUGAGGAGAAAGAAGCACAUUUGUUAUAGCACAAACUUACAACAAAACCCACUGUUAAAUUUGGCAGUCCUGUUUUUUAAAGUAUAUAGAUUUUGUUCUAUGUUUUAUCAGAUUUAUGUCAUCUACCAUCUUUUUAACUUGCUGCUUGAUAUUUUUCCAGCAAUUUAUUUCAUAGCCUUGAAUCUGUGGAUGUAAUUCCUCUUAUUUUGCUCCUGUCCAUAAAACUUAUUAAAUUUUAUUUUGUGAUAAG
Heterocephalus glaber (naked mole-rat) is the source of this 7582-nucleotide messenger RNA. RefSeq names its product calcium voltage-gated channel auxiliary subunit beta 4 (gene Cacnb4). Lineage: Eukaryota; Metazoa; Chordata; Mammalia; Rodentia; Bathyergidae. The record is from RefSeq and is a predicted model, not a curated record. Gene Ontology annotation, cellular component: voltage-gated calcium channel complex. Gene Ontology annotation, biological process: calcium ion transmembrane transport. Gene Ontology annotation, molecular function: protein binding; voltage-gated calcium channel activity.